CUUAUCAAACUUUUCCAAAACAUUAAGUAAAUCAACAUAGAGAAACAACCUUUCUCUUUCCCUCUUAUUUCCCUCAUUUUUCCUUCAACCCUUUCACUUGCCAAAAUUCCUCUACCCCAAAACAACUCUAUAUAUACAUCUCUAUAUCCAAAUUUUUCUAAACAGUUUUCUAAAAAAGGUGUACAUACCGCUAUUAAUUUUGAGUCGCGAUAUCAAAAUUGAUGUUGUAUCAGCUGUAUUUGACUGUGAUUCUCUAUAAUAUCAAAAAUUGCGGCGCAUUUGUGUUCAAUUUUUUAAAACGUGGCUAGUUAUCUUACGAGUGAUGUCUCGCACUGUAGAAAUCACCAUUUUGAAUGUUGAAAACAUUUGUGCGAAUAAAAACUCCAUAAAGAAAAAUGCAUUUGUUUCUCUUGAGUGUGAUUCAAGCAAUGAAAUUUGUUACUCAACCAAAGAAAAUUCAGAAGAAUGUGGUGGUGGAAGCUGCCUUUCAUGGAAUGAGAAGCUUAUAAUGGAGGUACCAUUCAAUGCAAGGUUUAUAAUAGCUGAUGUGAAAUGCAAAACAUCAUGGGGGAAUAUUAAGAGUGUUGGAAUGGCCAGAAUACCAUUAUCAGAUUUGUAUGUGCAAGAUAAUCAAGUGCAGUUUCUGAGUUAUAGGCUAUGGGAUAGUAAUGUUAUGAGAAAUGGUGUUAUCAAUAUUUCAGUUAAGGUUAAAAAUCUGGAAUAUUCUUUUCCGGUGACCGGGAUUCCAGUGACUGGAAUUGGUUUGAAUGAGAUUGUAACUGGGAUUCCAAUUUGGUUAAGCAAUCUUCAAAGGAAUUGUUAACUUGUUAGUAACGUUAUUGCGCAUGUUUGGUAUUGCAACGAGUUUGACAAAAUUACAAUAACACUGUAAUUUUGUAGAAACUUCAAGUUAUAUUGUGUCAAAAUCUCAGUUACUCCAAAACAUACACAUAUAAUAAUGUACUGAAAUGGAGCAACAAAGAAAAAGUGAACAUGUUUUUUCUGCUUUGUGUUUCUUGAAACAAGCAUAAUAAAGUGCAAACCAAAUAUUCACCAAGGUGAAAAUUAAAAUGACUACUGAAGCAAGUGUUUCUAAAUCAUGAUUUAUUGAAGACUUUUUCUAAAUCAUGAUUUAUUAAAGACUUUGUAUGUAUUUUCUUAGUCCAACUUUCGAGUUUAUGAUACUGUGAAAUCUUUGCAA
Molecule: messenger RNA, 1201 nt
Organism: Trifolium pratense (red clover)
Lineage: Eukaryota; Viridiplantae; Streptophyta; Magnoliopsida; Fabales; Fabaceae
Product: BON1-associated protein 1-like
Exons: 1
Coding region: 323-823 (166 amino acids)
Source: RefSeq, a predicted model, not a curated record